This is a messenger RNA of Drosophila serrata, 2085 nucleotides long. RefSeq lists its product as uncharacterized. The record is from RefSeq and is a predicted model, not a curated record. Lineage: Eukaryota; Metazoa; Arthropoda; Insecta; Diptera; Drosophilidae.
AAUAAAGGAACUGGAGGGUAUUUCGGAUGAGGACACAACGCAGUUGGAGUGUCGUUCGGAGGGAGAAAUAAUGGAGAACCUUGAGAACUGCAAAUCAAAGGCUAUAGAAAAGGAUUCUGGGGAGGAGGAGGAGGAUGAUAUAACGGGAACGAAGAGUAUUUCGGAUGAGGACACAACGGAGUUGGUGAGUCUUUCGAAGGAAGACACAACGGAGAAACCGGAGAAACGCAAAUCAAAGGUUAUGGAGUUGGAUUCUGAGGGGGCGGAUGAAGCAAUGGGGUCGAAAACUCUUUUGGUUGAGGACACAACCCAGGUGAAAAGUAGUUCGGAGGAAGAGUUGGCGCUCCCGCCGGUCAAGAAAUCGAAGAUAUCAAUUUCGUUCCAGGAUGACCAGAGUAAUGCUCCAAAUUAGCCCUACACUCUAGAAAAAUCCUUUAGAAGAAUUAUCCCAGAUUGAGAAGAUUGAAGAAAAAGAUUUGCCAAGUUUUAAAAGGUUCCGCAUUAAGAAAAAUAUUUUGUUUAUAUUUGAGUUACUUUGAACAAUGAAAUUCUACUUUUCCUAAGAUAUCCCUUGUUUGUCAUAAAAUAAAGCGUUUGAAAUGAAUUCCUUUUUGCUUAGUUUAUUUAGAAAAUGUACAUAUAUUAGUAUUUAAAAAAAAAAGUCUGUCUUGUCACUAUAAUGCAUAAUUAGUGUGGAUCUUUAGUUAAUUCCGGUCGUCACAACGAUUCAUUGCUGUUUAAAACCACAACACUUUUUUAAAUACUUUACAACCCUGCUCCCCUGUAGUCCGUAGCUUUGUAGCAGAAAGUCUGGCAACACCGAAUUACGUACUUCCAAGAAUAACACUUCUUCUUCUUCCAAGCUAAAAGUGGCGUGCUUAAAUUUAAAAGAGUUUGACUUCUAUUUCCGUGCGAAAGUAUACCGUAUUAAAGCUUCGAAAAUGGGUCGCAAUCGGGUGGCUCGUCCAGUGUUCGCCCUGGGAGACUUCGUUUUCGCCAAGGUACACGGCUAUCGUCCCUGGCCUGCCCGCGUCCUGGGCCGCCAUGGCACUGCGUCCAAUAUGAAAUUCAGUGUGUUUUUCUACGGAACUUGCAACACUGCCAAGGUCUCGCCCUUGCAUAUCUUUGAUUUCGCGACGAAUAAACGGCGCAUGGGCGCCGUGCGCUCGAGGAAUACAGCACGGAAUGCCGGCUUCCGCAGCGCAAUGGCGCACGUUCGGCUGGCGUUUGCAAGACCCGCAAACGACUUUGUAUAUUACCAGGUGCUGGCGCGGGCGAAUGGUGAGGGCGAGAGCUCCGCCACCUACGAAAUGCUAACGUCGACCACGGAGUCGGAAUCGGACUCCAAUGAUUCGGAUUCCGGAGACUCAACGGAUAAGCCGGAGACACGCAAAUCAAAUGCCAAGGACCAGGAUUCUAAGGAGGAGGAUGACUCAACGAAGAGGGAGAAUAGUUCGGAAGAAGAGGAGGAGUCACAGCCUGCCAAGAAAGCUAAGAAAUCAACCCUGCUGCCAGAUGGCCAGGAUGAUGCUCCAGAUCAAGCCGAUCAAGCUAUAGAAAAGGAGCUAGAGAAGUUGGACGGUGACAAGGAUCUUUUCAGUGACGCAGAUUCUGACUCCUUUGAAUUCGAGGGGAAUCCUUUAGUGAGCAAUGCACAUUUGCAUGAUUUAGAAAUUCACAACGCGGAUCCAUCAUCACAUAGCCUAGAAGAGCAUUUAGAAACUUGGACGACGAGGAGGAUGAAGAUUCUAAGUUCGAGGGAUACGGAAAUGAAGAUGAGAACGGCUUGCCCAUUUACCCAGCCUACCGUCAUAUUACGGGUGACGAGGAGUGAGGGGAUUCAAUCAAUUGUCGAUUUAUGGAGAGAGAUAAGAAAAAACUAUAACGUUCGCAUUUCCUAAAUAUAAAUGCUUAAACUUAAAAUUAUGUCCAAUUUCUAGAGACAAUGUUAAAGAGCUCAAUGAAAUAGAUCUCUAUGAUUUCAAUUUGUACAAGCAUAUGUAAAAUGAAAACAAAAAAAGUUUAUUUUAUUUUUUUAUUGAGAUGAAGAAUGAAGAAUUUAAAAUGGUUUUCCAUAACACAAAG